AUAUAUCUCAGUAUUCCAACACGUUUUUCCGCAAAAACUUAAGGAACCAGUAUAUUUACUUAUUGAUUUGCCUUAGACGGCGAAAAGACUUCAAGGAAAGUAGGCGUGAGCUCGAUCCUAAUAACAUAGUUAAAAUGAUGAAGAUAUUUCUUAACCUUGUAGUGUUGUGUACAUUUCAUUUGUGUAUAACUUCAGGACAAAAUCCAAAUGCUACAGAUGAUGAUAAAUGCUCGGAUGUAUUUAAAUACUUGUACAUAAGUGGUCUACCCGUUAUCAAUAAUUGGAAAUACGAGAUUACGAGUAAUGGUUUCGUGCGCUGUCAAAGCACGUAUAAAUACAGUUCACCGCAAGCGUUGGAACUAGGAUGCCAUAGCAAAAUACAAAGCUUAUUGUUUACUAAGUUGAACAUAAGAACUCCUACAGAAGACGGAGAGGCGGUCUACAGCAGAAAUAGCGACAUUUUUCUGAAUAUUGCAAUAAAUGCCAAACAACAUAAUGAAUCUACGAUUUAUUGUCAAUCUCUAGAUCGUAUUAACUAUACUACGAGAUCCGUCAUUGUGGAAUUAAUUUAUGAACCGAACAAAGAAUUACCAGAGAACAGGAGAAGAAGACUGUUUCUGGAGAAAACAAUUUCGUUCGCAAUAAAUACUAGGGCCGAUGGCGACGUUUGUACAAUCUAUACGUGGCUUCCAAUCUAUUCAGGACCAUUAAUGAUCGAGAUUUUAGGUAACUACGAUCACCUGGAUCAUUUUUG
Hyposmocoma kahamanoa is the source of this 754-nucleotide messenger RNA. RefSeq lists its product as uncharacterized. The transcript has 5 exons. The record is from RefSeq and is a predicted model, not a curated record. The annotation marks the transcript as partial. NCBI's taxonomy places the organism in Eukaryota, Metazoa, Arthropoda, Insecta, Lepidoptera, Cosmopterigidae.